Messenger RNA from Mizuhopecten yessoensis (Yesso scallop), 2930 nucleotides. RefSeq lists its product as uncharacterized. The record is from RefSeq and is a predicted model, not a curated record. Gene Ontology annotation, molecular function: protein binding. Bases 1243 to 2607 code for a protein of 454 amino acids. The transcript has 7 exons. Lineage: Eukaryota; Metazoa; Mollusca; Bivalvia; Pectinida; Pectinidae.
GGAACGUCUGUCGGAGUUUUUCCUGAACAGACGAUCCAUAUGAAACAAUACAAUAUUGAAGUCUUUUUAUAAAUCUGUAAUGUGAGAAGGUUUAAUAUGUUAAAUUAGUAUGCUGUUUUGAAUAUUUUUACCUACGGAUAUGUUAUGACAAUGUCAAAAAACAUAUCACAGGCAAACAGCCAAUGCACAUCUCUUUGGCUGAAGCAGGGCACACCCCUGGCUGAAGGAUAACACGAUGAAGACUAAUGAAUACCGUAGGCGGCAAUAACAGUUUCUGUAACCCGAGUAGAAUGGUUAAAACAUAGCAAAACCAACGACUUCAAGGUCAUCAAAUACGUAUCUAAAAUUCAAUUGGGAAAAAAGUGGUCACACAAAGCAUCUUCAAGUGUCAAAAUAAUUUUGAAAAUACCACAGAUGGGACUAAUAAUUUUAUCCAUGUUUAUAACAUAGCAGUGCGCUCUGGCCCCACACCAUGCAGACAUCUAUAUGUCAAAAUGUCUAAGUCUGGUGUUAGGGCCAGAGGAAACUCGGGCUAGUAGUGAUUAAUAGAAUGAGAGUAUGUUAGCAAUGUAGGCAAAAUUUGGUUGAAAUUCUUUAUCAACAUUUUUUCUUAAAUAGUUGCCCUGCUGAAUAGUUUAACAGCUAGCAUUAUGUAUGAAGCAAUUAAGGAUGUGGUCAUCAUUUGUUAUGACUUUGUAGAUAGCACACAUGUUCACAAAGCAAACGUUACGACUCGGUUAUUUUUGACAGUUUCUAUUCUUUUGUAGUUGAUGUCAGCCUGGCCUUGAUUUUGUUUUGUUUUUAGGACCACAGACUACAUGUUUCUUCCAAAUCUGACGCAUAUGUUAAUUGUACAUUAUUUUUGGGGAUGGGGCGAAACAACACUAGAUAAACCAACUCAGAUAGGUGUCAAUUUCUGCGAUGUAAAAUGAGCUGUGGGCAAAACAUCCAACAUCCCCCAGCUGGACAACUGAUGACCGAUAAUCGACAAUUAUUUGACUUAUGGGAGAUAGCAAUGACCUAGAGUCACUGUAAAUUGUGUUCAAUAGCAAUAGAAGUUAAGUAGGGUAUUCAUUUCUUCAGAAUGUUCUACACAUGCGUUAUCUCCCUUAUACAGUUGUAAGUACUGUUUUCCAUUGCAGAUGUAGCUGUUCCAUACCAAUAUACAUUGUAAGGUGUACAAAGAACUGCAAACAACCCUAGCAUACUUUAGGAUAGCACUGUAACUGAAACAUCCUCAGAAUGGAUCCCACAAUUACCUUAAUGUUGCAUGGAGCUGCAGAGAAAACAAAUGCCAAAGAUGAAGUAACGAUCAUGGUUUUAGCAAAGGAGAUUCAGGUCUUAAUUCUCAGCAAACUUGAUGGCUUGUCUUUAGCAAGGGUACAGAAAGUGUGCAGACUUUGGUAUGAUAUUGUGGAUGAUUUUGAAAAGUACUUUCAUGUCUGGCUUAGGUGUUGCUUGACAGAAAUUUCUAUCUGUGAUCUCGUAGAAAUAACAGGACUUCUGGAAAUAGAUGAGAGUGACGAUUUGUUAGUUACAGCUGAUAAUUUGAAAAAAUUGCCUACAAUAUUUUGGCGGGAGGUGUAUGCUGAAUAUCAUAGAAAUGACUUUAUUAAGAACAAAGCAAGAAAGAUGAAUAAGAUUGAAUACCCAAACUGUUAUGGAAUGGUCACCGCUUUGAAGUUAAAAGACAAUGUCUUGUUUAGUGGACAUGAAGAUGGCAGAGUAAUAUCAUGGGAAAACAUUGAUGGGUGUGUCCGGAAUACAACCUGUCACCAGCAUCAGAGAAUGGUUACAGACCUCGCCGUCACUCGUGCUGAUCUGACCGUGAACCACCUUCUCCUAGGAAUUAAUAACACCUUUGUUAUCUCAAGUUCUAAGGAUUCUUCUCUCAUCCUUAACGACAUCACGGGGGGUCAAUCAACCAAGAUCUCCUACUUCAGCAAACAGGUCAACUCUGUCAGUUGUAGUGGCCUAACAUUUGUUGCGGCGGCCAACUGUAGCUUCCUUCAGGGCCACCCUGUGUGGGACAUAGACUAUCACAAAGAGUUGAACGCCAGACUCCGCUGUCGACAGGACCUGGCAGGCCAGGAGUCGACCAAUAUCCUUGCCGUGGCCUUACAAAGAAACAAGGUGCUGGCUAGUGACGACAUUGGUAAUUUGUUAUUGUACAAAGGGACAGGUCAAGAUCAAAAAAGUAAACAGGACCAACCCAUCAUUCUGAGUGUGUUUGGAGCAGCAGUAAAAUCUAUCCUUUUCCGUGAUGAUAAAGUGGUAUGCCUGACAGAUGAUGGCAUGCUUUGUGUUUCCCUGGAUCUGAAGGAAUUUAAGCAACACAGUGUUUAUGAAGCCAUUAAUGUUAUUCCUGAAUGUAUUGCCUGGAGAGUCAACAUCUUAGUAAUCGGUGCCAAGACAGGUAAAGUGUUCCUGUACCUAGUGAAGGGAGAUAGUGACCUGUUACACCUAGACCUCAGCAUACCUGUAGCUAUAUAUGAUACAGAUUCAGAACAUGUGAACUCUGUCGCCAUUGGAGAUGAUGGCAAUGGACCAGUGUUAGCCAUCGCUACAGAACAUUCCUUCAUUACACUGGUGAGGUGGACACGGUGAAUUAUUCUUCUGGUCAUGUGGAUAUAUAUAUAUACACUGAACUUAACAUUGUGGUCAGAUGGACAUGAUAGACUAAUCAUUUAAGUUAGCUUUACAUACAGAACCACUAUUCUAGUCAUAUGGACAAGGUGAACUUACCAUUCUCAUUAUAUGGACAAGGUGAACCGACUAUACUUAUUACAUGGACAAGGUGAACUGUCUAUACUUGUUAUAUGGACAAGGUGAACCGUCUAUACUUGUUAUAUAGACAAGGUGAACAGACUAUACUUGUUAUACGGACAAGGCUGACUAUACUUGUUAUAUGGACAAGGUGAACCGACUGU